AUGUGGACAAUUGGGUUGUGUGUUAUCGCAUUGCUAGUCAUAUAUUGUACUCAUUUGGUUAGAAAAUGGAAGAAUCCUAGCUGCAAUGGUGUUCUCCCACCUGGUUCCAUGGGCUUGCCUCUCAUUGGAGAGACCCUUCAUUUGAUCAUUCCAAGUUAUUCUCUAGACCUUCAUCCGUUUAUCAAGAAGAGGAUUCAAAGAUUUGGACCCAUUUUUCGAACGAACAUCUUUGGCCGACCUGUUGUGGUAUCGACCGAUCCCGAACUCAACCAUCUCAUCCUCCAACAAGAAGGAAAAUUGGUAGAGAUGUGGUAUUUAGACACAUUUUCCAAGCUUUUCAAUCAAGAGGGUGAAUCUAGGACAAGUGCAGUUGGAGUCAUUCAUAAGUAUAUCAGAAGUUUAUCCUUGACUCACUUUGGCGUCGAAACACUUAAGAAAGGCUUGCUUCCUGAAAUAGAAGACAUGAUUAAGAAAACCCUGCAAAUGUGGUCAGCUCAAGAAUCUAUUGAAGUGAAAUACGGCUCUGCAGUUAUGGUUUUCAGUUAUAUUGCGAAGCACAUGUUUGGUUAUGAUGAUUCUGAAAACACAUCUGAAGAUAAGAUAAGCGAAAAAUUCACCAAAAUAUCAGAGUUUCUUAUGUCCAUCCCCUUGAAUAUUCCUGGCACUACAUACCAUAAAUGUUUAAAGGACCGAGAGAAGGCAACCGAGUUUUUGAAAGAUAAACUAGAGAAGAGACGCAACUCGCCAGAUAUGUAUCGAGGAGAUUUGCUUGAUCAGGUCAUUGCUGACUUGAACAAGGAGGAUAAAGAGAAGUUCUUAUCAGAUGAUUUCAUUAUUACAGUGAUCUUUGGAUUGUUAUUUGCUGGCUUCGAGUCAGUCUCGAAAAUACUGACGUUAACUCUUAAGUUGCUAGCAGACCACCCUUCAGUGUUACAGGAACUGAUAGCUGAGCAUGAGGGAAUCCUGAAAAAUAGACGAAAUUCAGAUCCCGUGCUCACAUGGGAUGAGUACAAAUCAAUGACUUCUACGCUUCAAGUUAUCAACGAAUCGCUAAGGUUGGGGAAUGGUGCACCUGGAUUAUUAAGAAGAGUAUUGAAAGACAUUGAAUUUAAAGGAUUUACAAUUCCUGCCGGUUGGAUCAUAAUGGCUGUCACUUCUGCUUCUCAUUUGAACCCUGACGUCUACAAGGAUCCACUCGCAUUCAAUCCAGCACGUUGGAAGGACAUGGACCCGUAUCUUGUAUCCAAGAAUUUCAUGCCUUUUAGUGGGGGAACUAGGCAGUGUGCAGGGGCAGAAUUCAGUAAAUUGCUCAUGGCCACCUUUCUCCAUGUCCUGCUCACCAAAUAUGAAUGGACCAGAAUCAAGGGAGGACGAGUUGUUCGAGGUCCUAUGUUAGCUUUUCGAGACGGAUUUCACGUUAAAUUCUCACCAAAUCAUAAUUGAAGACAUUAGUAUUUCAGGCAAUGAGAUACAAGAACUUGUAAAGUGGAAUUAGCUUAUCAGGAAAUGUGAUUCUGAUGAUGUUCUUGUUUCCUCAGCUUGUGCUUGCUUAAGA
Populus euphratica (Euphrates poplar) is the source of this 1555-nucleotide messenger RNA. Its product is annotated as cytochrome P450 87A3-like. The transcript has 9 exons. The record is from RefSeq and is a predicted model, not a curated record. Gene Ontology annotation, molecular function: heme binding; iron ion binding; monooxygenase activity. Gene Ontology annotation, biological process: sterol metabolic process; brassinosteroid homeostasis; multicellular organism development. Bases 1 to 1443 code for a protein of 480 amino acids. NCBI's taxonomy places the organism in Eukaryota, Viridiplantae, Streptophyta, Magnoliopsida, Malpighiales, Salicaceae.